Onychostoma macrolepis is the source of this 1204-nucleotide messenger RNA. RefSeq lists its product as uncharacterized. Lineage: Eukaryota; Metazoa; Chordata; Actinopteri; Cypriniformes; Cyprinidae. The record is from RefSeq and is a predicted model, not a curated record. The transcript is spliced from 5 exons. Bases 754 to 1170 code for a protein of 138 amino acids.
UUCGGUUUGCUGCUCACGUCUCUGGUUUCUGCUAAAGUGCCUGUCUGUGGUGUCACACCACCCACUUGAUGUCAAACACAUCUCCAUCAAAUACAGCUUUUGAACCUUAUAUGCAUUGCAGAAGAUCCAAUGACAUCACCAAAAACAACUCUGACCUCUGUGUUUUUCUGCAGGUUGAUUGCACUGUCCUUUCACACGGACCUGCGAUCAGUCUUAUGGUUUCUUCAUUGUGGCAUGAGACAGAGAGGCUGAUUGUCAAUCAGUAUGGAACAAAACCGCGUUCAGAAGUGUGAAGGAAACAUAUUGAGAUGGGACAAUUCAAUUAAUCAAAAGUGAAGGGACAGUGGGUUUGAUUAGCACCAGUGUGAUUGUUUUAGCAGCCCUGUGUAGAAAUAACUAUGAUGUCUUUUGUAUACCGUCAGAGUAUAUUACCAAUUGCAUGAGGGUUACCAGCGCAGAGAGCAAACGAAAGGAGAGCGCAAAGAAACCGGAAGCUUUUCAGUCCAGGUGAGCUAACAGAGAUAUUCUCAUCCAAUUGAAUUUCACAAAAUUAUGCAGUUAUACUAAAGCAAGAGACAGAAGGAGAUAAAAUAGCAUUCCUGCUUACGUUUGUGCAGUAAUUGUGUUUAAGAUGCCGUGAAAAUGGGCUGGUGGUUGUAACAAAACUUUUUUAGAGUGCACAUGAUACAAAAUGAAAACUUAAAGUCAAUUUGACUGUGAAAAAUUUGACUUUUCUGCUUAUUUAUUUUUAGGAUGGCUCAUGCAAAGAGGUUUUCUCAAAUCCCCAUGUCUAAGUGCAUGCGAGAUCUUUGUAAAGAGGAAGAUUAUACUUUCCUAAACAGUCUUGGGAAACAGGAUGAGAGUCUGAAGGAGAGCACAUGUCUGGAGAGCAAAUGUCAGGAAAAGCAAGACGAAAGGAUCCGGCGUCGACAGGAGCGCGAGCAGCUGGAACGAGAAAAGCAACAUGAGACAGAGGAGCAGCAGAAGGAGAAAGACAAGCAGUGGAAAAGCCAUGUGGCCGAGCUGGCAGCCCAACGCAAGGCCCUCCGUGCAAAACUAGACAGACUACGAGAAUUUAGGGACUUUCAGAAGAAAGUUGUGCUUCAGGAUUUGGGUCUGGAUCCAGGUUCUGCAAAUGAAUCCGUCAAGCAUCUUCUGAUGAGACUGUAACUGGGUUUACUAGUAAAUAAUGAAAUAAUUAAAG